Molecule: messenger RNA, 699 nt
Organism: Aethalodelphis obliquidens (Pacific white-sided dolphin)
Lineage: Eukaryota; Metazoa; Chordata; Mammalia; Artiodactyla; Delphinidae
Gene: SRPRB
Product: SRP receptor subunit beta
Exons: 5
Coding region: 1-699 (232 amino acids)
Source: RefSeq, a predicted model, not a curated record
AUGCUCCGCUUCGGACGCCUGCGCAGAGCCGAGGGCCACGUUGCUUUUGCGGUGCCGGGUAGCAAGAUCUCAGCCAUGGCUUCCGCGGACUCCCGGCGGAUGGGGAACGGCGGCAGUGUCGGAGGCGCCUUCCAGCUCUACCUGGACUCCUUGCGGCAGGAACUGUGGCAGAGGGACCCGACGCUGCUGUCAGUCGUGGUGGCGCUCGUCGCGGUGCUGCUGACGCUGGUGUUCUGGAAGUUCAUCCGGAGCAGAAGGAGCAGUCAAAGAGCUGUUCUUCUUGUUGGCCUUUGUGACUCCGGGAAAACAUUGCUUUUUGUCAGAUUGUUAACAGGCCUUUACAGAGACACUCAGACUUCCAUCACUGACAGCUCUGCUGCCUACAGAAUCAACAAUAACAGGGGCACUAGCCUGACCUUGAUUGACCUCCCUGGCCAUGAGAGCUUGAGACUUCAGUUCUUAGAGCGGUUUAAGGCUUCAGCCAGCAAUACCUUACGAGUCACCCGUUCUGCUGCCCCCAGCAUACUGGACAGUUCUAGCACUGCCACUGCUCAGCUGGGAAAGAAAGGCAAAGAAUUUGAAUUCUCACAGUUGCCCCUCAAAGUGGAGUUCCUGGAGUGCAGUGCCAAGGGCGGAAGAGGGGACGCUGGCUCUGCUGACAUCCAGGACUUGGAGAAGUGGCUGGCUAAAAUCGCCUGA